AUGAAAAAACUAUUUAUUCUAUUUCAAACGCUGGAGGUGGCGCUCAAAACUGUCGAAACUCGAUUUUAUUUCCUUUUUUUCCUGAAAUUGGAGGUUUCCGGAGCUCCGGCCUUGGCGGCGGCAUUGGCAAUGUUCAAAAUCUUGAGGAGCUUUUCUUCAGGUUUCACGAGAACGGCAAGAACGGAGACAGAUGCAUUCUGUUUUGUAGCGUUGAGAUUAUACAGCGCGAGACGAACCUGCAACCGAAGAAACCUCUUCGCCAGGAUCAGUCCUCUCGGUUCUCCUGAGCUUAGUGUAGUUCCGAUUCUUGAUCAGUGGAUUCAGGAAGGCAGGAUGAUCAAGGACUUUGAGAUGCGGAGAAUCGUUCGCGACCUUCGUAAUUGCCGGCGGUAUGGCCAAGCCCUUGAGGUGUCUGAAUGGAUGCGUAGCAAGGGACUUUUUUCCUUUACAACUAGAGACUUUGCUGUACAGCUUGAUCUGAUCGGCCGAGUUCAGGGGCUCGAUUCUGCAGAGAAGUAUUUCAGCAGUGUUUCUAACCAAGAGGAAAUUGGUAAACUCUAUGGUGCUCUUCUAAAUUGUUAUGUCAGGGAAGGCCUUGUAGAUAAGGCCCUUUCCCAUAUGCAGAAGAUGAAAGAGAUGGGUUUUGCUUCCUCUCCCCUCUGCUACAAUGAUAUAAUGUGUCUAUAUUUGAACACUGGCCAGGUCGAUAAAGUUCCGAAUGUACUUUCUGAAAUGAAGGAGAAUGGUGUUCUUCCUGACAAUUAUAGCUAUAGAAUUUGCAUCAGUUCUUAUGGAGCUAGGUCUGAUCUAAUCGGUAUGCUGAAGGUUUUGAGAGAAAUGGAGAGUCAAACUCACAUAUCUAUGGACUGGACUACUUAUUCAAUGGUUGCCAAUUUUUUCAUAAAGGCUGGUAUGCACGAGCAAGCAAUGAGUUACCUUCGGAAAUGCGAGGACAAGGUCAACCAAGACGCUCUCGGCUUCAAUCACCUCAUUUCACUUUACACCAGUCUGGGACGUAAAGACGAAGUAAUGAGACUGUGGGCUCUCCAAAAGAAGUGCAAGAAGCAAGUCAAUAGGGAUUAUAUAACCAUGUUGGGUUGUUUGGUUAAGCUUGAGUUUCUUGAGGAAGCUGAGAAAUUGGUCAAGGAAUGGGAGUCAUCUUGCGAGUGUUAUGAUUUUCGAGUUCCGAAUGUUCUUCUCAUCGGAUACUCGCAAAGGGGGCUAAUUGAAAGAGCAGAAAAGAUGCUUCAAAACAUCAUCAGUGAUGGGAGGAUCCCACCACCCAAUAGUUGGGGCAUUAUUGCAGCAGGGUACUUGGAGAAGCAGAACCCGGAGAGAGCUUUCAAGUGCAUGAAGGAAGCUGUAGCUGUACAAGAGCAAAACAAAGGGUGGAGGCCCAAACCUAGCGUCUUAUCAAGCAUACUGCGAUGGCUAUCUGAAAAUGGAAGAUAUGAGGAGCUGAAAGAGUUUCUGAGCUCAUUGAAGACUGUUCCUUCCAUGGACGGAAAACUAAGUAAUGCCUUCGAUGAGCUUCUGGAAACCUUAAAAAACAAUGAUGAAACAACGGCCGAUGCUCUUAAGAAAUCACAACCUUGUUUAGCUCAGGUAGAUUAAUGGUAUGGAAGGUAGUAUCUUAUAGGUAGUAUGUGUAUAUAAUUUAAAUUAGAACUCAUAAGAGACCAGUUGUCAAGUGGUGGGUUAAUUCUUAUUGAGUUGGUCGGAUUUAGAUAAUAGAUCUGUAUUUUAAUGCCACAUCAUAUUUUGUUACAUAAAAUAUAAUGGAUACUAAUCAUUAUUUUCUUAA
Messenger RNA from Cucurbita pepo subsp. pepo (vegetable marrow), 1804 nucleotides. Its product is annotated as pentatricopeptide repeat-containing protein At4g21705, mitochondrial. Gene Ontology annotation, cellular component: mitochondrion. The record is from RefSeq and is a predicted model, not a curated record. Gene Ontology annotation, molecular function: protein binding. Lineage: Eukaryota; Viridiplantae; Streptophyta; Magnoliopsida; Cucurbitales; Cucurbitaceae.